AAGGAUCCCAACGCACCGAAGAAGGCCAUGACUUCCUUCUUCUACUUUUUGAACGAGAUGCGACCAAAGAUCAAGCAGGAAAAUCCGGACAUGUCGUUUGGAGAGCUCGGGAAGAAGGCGGGGGAACUGUUCAGGGCUCUUAGUACUAAUCAGAAGGAGAAAUACGAAAAAAUGGCCAAAAGUGACAAACUACGCUUCAAGGAGGAAAUGUCGAAGUACAAUGCA
Messenger RNA from Phaeodactylum tricornutum CCAP 1055/1, 225 nucleotides. RefSeq lists its product with no specific name. Lineage: Eukaryota; Bacillariophyta; Bacillariophyceae; Surirellales; Neidiaceae. The transcript has a single exon. The annotation marks the transcript as partial. The record is from RefSeq and is a predicted model, not a curated record.